Cadophora gregata is the source of this 462-nucleotide messenger RNA. RefSeq lists its product as uncharacterized. Lineage: Eukaryota; Fungi; Ascomycota; Leotiomycetes; Helotiales; Ploettnerulaceae. The transcript has a single exon. Bases 1 to 462 code for a protein of 153 amino acids. The record is from RefSeq and is a predicted model, not a curated record.
AUGAUUAUUAUACCACAGAUUGAAAGUUUCCUUGGAGACUUCCUUCUCCGCCUACCAACCUCAACUGAACUGGACCCUGCAUAUGCCGGAAGCUUGAGCUUGAACUCAGAAAAUACCUUGAAAAGGCACAUCAACGAUGAUGAAUAUCACCAGAUCAUGCCGUACUCAAGGAGCAGGUACGAAUCAAGCACGGCACGGACAUUACUCCUCUCCAUCCUUGUCCGUCCCCACUCUACCUCAUCCAUUCGGUCCCACAGCGAAGUCGAAAGGCAUGAUUCCGCAAUCUUUCGCCAUCCAUCAAUCACGUUGCGAGACCUGCAGCAGUGCCCAGCUCAGCAUGUGAAAUGGACAAGGGCUCAGAACUCAACGCUGAGCACUGCAGUAGGCAGCAAGCAGGUAAAGCGGGUCGUCGUAGACCGAAAAGAGAAGAUUGUCGGCAUCUUACGACACGUCAACAGCUGA